Stomoxys calcitrans (stable fly) is the source of this 1444-nucleotide messenger RNA. It is a transcript of the gene mei-W68, whose product is annotated as meiotic recombination protein W68. Gene Ontology annotation, biological process: reciprocal meiotic recombination; meiotic DNA double-strand break formation; meiotic DNA double-strand break processing. The record is from RefSeq and is a predicted model, not a curated record. Gene Ontology annotation, molecular function: ATP binding; DNA binding; DNA topoisomerase type II (double strand cut, ATP-hydrolyzing) activity. The coding region runs from base 243 to 1370 and encodes 375 amino acids. NCBI's taxonomy places the organism in Eukaryota, Metazoa, Arthropoda, Insecta, Diptera, Muscidae. The transcript has 2 exons. Gene Ontology annotation, cellular component: nuclear chromosome.
ACACAAAACGGUACAAUUGAGAGUACCUUGGGGAGUAUUUACACAUUAUUAUUAUUUACUCUUCUUCUACAUUGAAUUCGCCAUAGCCAUCAUCAUCAACAUUACGCUGCCAGUAUUUUCAUCGUCAUCGCCAUCGUCUUUCGUCCUCUACAAUUCAGCCAACCAAGCACAGAAUACGGUGGCGAACACAUACCUAACCUACACACACCGGGAGGAGCACCACACAACAUACAGAAACCAACAUGAUUAAUAGCAUUGAAAGUUUAAUCAACUCUUUGUUGAGGGACCUGCUAUUACGAGGUCCUAAUACUGAAAUUCGUAUAAAAAACAGCAGCAGAAAUAACAUGGUGACAGUUGGUGAACAGCAGGAUGAGAAUGACCACAGCGAUGACAAUGGCGGUGGUAAUCCAACUUACAGGUGUUCACAUAAUUUGCAAUCAGAUGUUUCGCCAAAUGACAAUGAUGAGGUGGUAGAGACGUUAAUCUAUGGCCGGCGAACUCAUCGACAACGUAUUGCCAUGAUUCUUUUUACAUUGGCUCAGACCCAUGAUCUGCUUCUGAAUCGACGCUGUUGCACAUAUCGCGAACUAUUGUACAAAAAUAACCAUAUGGCAAGCAAUAUGCUACAUAUAAACCGGGCAGUCCAAGAUGUUUGUUGUCUCUUGAAUCAGACUUCAUGGAAUCUGGGUAUAUUUAGCUCUGGCAAGGGUUUGAUAGCAGGUCCCUUGUUGAUUGUCAUGAGUAAUGGUGAUACCAUUGACUGCAACUGUUUAACCACACCCACAAUGAUACCCCCGAAUUUUACAUACAUAGAUCAUUUUCAAACUCAAGCCCAAAUUAUCGUUGUUGUCGAAAAGGAUACAAUAUUCAAAAAACUUUUGCAAAGUCCAUUGUUUUCGGUAAUGAAGGGGAAAGUUUUACUUAUCACUGCACGCGGCAAUCCAGAUUUAUCAACCCGUUGGCUUUUAAAUAAACUAUCAAGGGCACAUACACAUUUGGCCAUGUAUAUGUUGGCCGAUGGCGAUCCCUAUGGCAUAGAAAUUAUGCUAACCUAUCGUUAUGGUUCUCAAAAAUACAAACACCAAGCCAUGGAGUUGGCUUGUCCUCAUAUCAAAUGGUUAGGCAUACAUCCUUCGGAUAUAAGCCACAAUAUGCUACAUGUGCCUCAGCAGCCUCUAUCAGCGAAAGACUAUGCAAAAAUAGAAUCGAUAUUGAAACGCUGCUAUGUGAAAGAGGAAAUACGACGAGAAUUAAUUGUACUCAAGCAUCAUGGUUAUAAAGCCAAGCUGGACAAUAUGUCGGGGCAAACUUUUUCUUUUUUCGUAUAUGACUAUAUUGUUAACAAGAUUAAGAGACAAGUUGUUUUGUAAACCCAUAAUGUGUUUAAAAUAAAAUAAAGAAUUGUAAUUGCCAAUAUAACUUCUCAUUUUUCUUUCUAUUAUUU